Molecule: messenger RNA, 1389 nt
Organism: Penicillium taxi
Lineage: Eukaryota; Fungi; Ascomycota; Eurotiomycetes; Eurotiales; Aspergillaceae
Product: tRNA-ribosyltransferase family protein
Exons: 2
Coding region: 1-1389 (462 amino acids)
Molecular function (GO): tRNA-guanosine(34) queuine transglycosylase activity
Source: RefSeq, a predicted model, not a curated record
AUGGACCUCGAGACGUCUUUCAACGACAUGAAUUUCAACAUUUUAAGUCCUGCAGCGCCUGUGCUGGCGCCUCGAGUGGGCACAUUGGCUAUCACCGGCCGCAAGACAAUAUCCACACCUCAUUUUAUACCAUCCACAUCGCGAGGCGCUGUGCCACACAUUGCUCAAGAUGUAGUGAGAAAAGAGACUGCCAUUAAUGGUCUAUAUGUUGGACUUGAGGACUUUAUUGAAAAGAAGCAUCCCGCCGCGCUAUAUAAAAUGUCCGUCGCAGUUGACGAGUCGCCAUUGAGAAAUUUUAUAUGUGCAUCUGGUGAUAUGCCUCUGAUACUAGGGCCUCGCCGGUUUCCAGCAAUUACAUGCCCACCGGACAAUACCAAUACAUCGAUUGCGAUAUUCACCUCACUUGGUUUCCAACAGCUCACAGCACACGAUUAUAUUGAGGCGAUUCAAAAUCUCAAGCCCGAUAUUGUCGUUGGAUUUGCUGACCUUACACACGGGAAGCAGCCGGGUGUCAAGAGGCGGGAGAAGAUGGUAGAUCGCACACAUGCAUAUACUCGCCAUGCGCUGGAGAAUUUGUACAGCCAAAGCACGACGACAAAGGCCGCAUAUUUUGCGCCAGUUCUACCGCUAGACAAUGCACAACAGACAAUAUACCUGGAUGAUUUGGAGGACGAAUUCCGAGACUCUCUUUCUGGGUUGGCUCUAUUUGAGUCUGAUUCUCUUGAUUUCAUUCCAGAGUCCCUAGGCUAUCUGCCCCGUCUACUAUUCAGCGAGCCUUCAGAACCUCACGAUCUUCUGCGCCAAAUAUCCCUCGGCGCAGAUCUUCUCACUGUCCCGUUCGUGAAUUCAUCUUCUGACGCGGGAUUGGCGUUCGACUUCACUUUCCCUGCACCCGUGCAGCAAGAUGGAAGUCAACGGCACUCUCUGGCAAUUAACCUGUGGUCCCCAGAGCACAAAAUGGAUGUUUCGCCUUUGCGCGUAGGCUGCGAAUGCUUUGCCUGUCGAAAGCAUCACCGCGCCUAUCUAAACCACCUCCUUGCUGCGAAAGAGAUGACUUCAUGGGCACUUCUCCAAUUGCACAACCAUCAUAUGAUGGAUCUCUUCUUUGAAGGAGUGCGAGGAAGCAUUCAGCGGGGCUCUUUUGAAGAAGAUGUAAUGGUGUUUAAUCGUUUCUACGAGGCCUCAUUGCCUGAACCGACUGGUGAAGGGCCCCGACUUCGUGGUUACCAACUCCCUGCUGCGGGUCCUAAUCAGCCGAAGCGUGCGCCUCGUGUUUAUGGUCGUCUUGACGAUGUUCAGCAAAUGUUGGCUGAAUCUCGGUCUUCCGUAGCUACUCCUGAUACGGAUGCCGAAGGGCUCGAACACCACGGCUUCGCAGCGAAGGCAUAA